Messenger RNA from Ophidiomyces ophidiicola, 1518 nucleotides. It is a transcript of the gene REI1, whose product is annotated as pre-60S factor rei1. NCBI's taxonomy places the organism in Eukaryota, Fungi, Ascomycota, Eurotiomycetes, Onygenales, Onygenaceae. The transcript is spliced from 3 exons. The coding region runs from base 1 to 1518 and encodes 505 amino acids. The record is from RefSeq and is a predicted model, not a curated record. Gene Ontology annotation, biological process: ribosomal large subunit biogenesis. Gene Ontology annotation, cellular component: preribosome, large subunit precursor. Gene Ontology annotation, molecular function: zinc ion binding; nucleic acid binding.
AUGCCACCUCCUCAGGAUAGCGUCGGCGCUCCAAGCACCCACCCAUUCACAUGUAACACCUGUCAGGUAGCGUUUCGAGGGAGUGAUGCCCAGAGAGCCCAUAUGCGUGGUGACUGGCACCGAUAUAAUCUCAAGCGCCGGGUGGCGUCCCUCCCACCGUUGUCUUCAGAAACGUUUGCAGAUAAGGUCCUUACUGUUCAGGCAUCUAACUCUGCAGCGGCUGCUAGAGCCACUUUUGAACGAACUUGCGCAGCCUGCCAGAAGACAUAUUUCAGCGAAAAUGCUUUUAUAAAUCAUAUGGGUAGCCAAAAGCACCGACUCAAGGAGGCUAUCUCCAAGAAAAACGGGACAUUGUUAGAUGACUCGGCGUCCGUGGUUAGCGGAACCUUUUCUAUGGGGGAGCCAAUAAACGCUCCCACUAAUGUGAUUUCUCCCGAGACUAUCGUUGAAGAGGAAUUUUCAACCAUCAUCGAAGGCAUGAAAGACACUUCCUUAGAUGUGGAAGACCCUGUACUAGGAAGGACUCACAGACCCAGUCAAUCGCAGGUCAACGAUCGUCGUCACCCUUCUAUUGCAAAUGAAAUGGCAAUAUCUCGAUGUCUUUUCUGCAAUUGCGAUUCCUCCGAUAUCCACGAAAGUAUAUCGCACAUGCACAAAUCACAUGGGAUGUUCAUACCAGAGCAAGAUUACUUGGUGGAUUUAACUGGUCUGAUUAAAUACCUCCAAGCAAAAGUUAUCCAAAAUAAUGAGUGCUUGUACUGUCAUAAGUUAAAAUCCACAGUGCCCGGAAUUCAAACGCAUAUGAGAGACAAGGGUCAUUGUAUGAUUGCCUUUGAGUCCGAAGAAGAGAUGAUAGAAAUUGGUCAAUUUUAUGACUUUACCGGUACAUAUUCGGAUGAUGAAGAUGAGCCUUUGGAGAGAAGAGCCGGCCUUCCUAAUGGUGCUACCGGAGAAGAUGACGGCUGGGAAACAGACACUUCUGUCUCUUCAGUUGACUCAGCGGAACUUGGUGCAAUGCCUAUCGACGAUCAUUCACAUCUAUACUCCAAACUUUCGAAACAUAAACAUCACUCGAACGAGCCCCGCUCUCAUCGUUCUGUAGAUGGCUUCCACUCCCAUGCACACGAGCAUUCUCGAGCUGUUUUCUAUUCUGAUUUUGAGCUACAUUUACCGUCUGGACGUACGGCCGGUCAUCGUUCGCUCGCCAAAUACUACAAACAGAAUCUUCAACACCACCCACCUCCGGCAGAACAAACACGCCAGAAAGCCAUAGAAGCAGGACCCGCUGAUAAUGAGGAAGAAGAAUCUACCAAUUCCCACAAUAGCAAUAGAGCACUAGUCUCUAGAGCGAACGGCGGUAUUGGUAUGCUUGGUGCAACUGCGAGUCAGAAACGAGAGGUUCGGGCCGCAGAAGUCAGGGAUCGCAAGCGAGAAAAGAGAUCCAUGCGUGACUUUCAGUGGUCUAUUUCGAAAAGAAGUAAUCACCAAAAACACUUUAGAGACCCUCUUCUGCAGUGA